This is a messenger RNA of Clonostachys byssicola, 369 nucleotides long. NCBI's taxonomy places the organism in Eukaryota, Fungi, Ascomycota, Sordariomycetes, Hypocreales, Bionectriaceae. The record is from the annotation of a GenBank genome assembly.
AUGAUCUUCGCCAAGUUCCUUGCCCCCGUUUUGGGUUUUGUCAGCUGCGUCUCAGCUGCUGCUCUAGAGUCCAUUCGCGCAGAGCCGAUUGGAAAAGUUGAGAUUUUCAACACUGCCCACUGCACCGGAGCCGCGAUUAAGACUAUCGACGUCUUGACUCGCGAGGACUGCAUUCAGUUCGGUGACUCGGGCUUCAGUUCCGUCAAAUGGACUUCCUACCGCGACAUCGACAAGUCUUACAAGCUUGCCGGAUUCACUGAUCCUACUCCCGACUGCACUGGUAGCGGCGUGUCUGUUUCAGAUUCAACCGGCUGCGCUUACGUCCUCAGUGACUGGGCGAAGCUAUAUGCUGGCCGUCUUUACGAAUAA